CGGCAACCUCCCUCAACGCUGUGGUUAUCAAUCCUUGGGGCAUGGACCCCACCUCGAGCGCCCCGGAAAGUUCGAGUUCGAGCCUAGCCAAGGCGAAACUCGGGGCUAGCCUCCAAAUCGUCGGCUCAAUGACUGUUGGCGGGACCUUCUACGGCUUCAUGACGGUAACCGCUGGGCUGUGCGCUCAUUCUCUCAUCCAGACGCGUCAAACGCGGUCGGGGAAGCACCUCGUGUUUCUUUUGGUGUACAUCGGCGUACUCUGGACUACGGGAACCGUGAUGAUUGGCGGAGUAUCAGGAGUUGCAGUCGAGACGUACGUUAUCCAUGCGUCAAGCUCCCUCGAAAGCCCAUACGCGCAAGAACCAAUCCCAGGAGGGUCUACAUUAGUGGCGACUGCUGCCUACUGGAUGGUUCUUAUACUUUCGGAUGGGAUGAUGAUUUGGCGGUUCAAAGUGGUCUGGUCAACAUCACGUUUUUAUCGCUACCUUAUAACCGUCCCUGUUGUCCUCUACGCGGUAAUAUCAGUUUUCGGCUUCCUCUCUUUCAUCAUCUUUUGCAACCGCCCGUUAUGGGGCAGCGCCAGCGUUAAACAAGACCUCAUCACCGCAAUGAUAUGCUCCUCGUUUUGCCUUAACGUACACGUCACUGCCACCAUAGCAGGACGCCUGUUCCAUUACAGGCGCCGAUUUAAGGCCAAUUGGGGUUCACCAGAUACGGGGCACUACACUUCUAUGGGCUCUAUACUCAUCGAGUCUUACCUCCCACUGACAUUUUCCACCAUCCCGCUUUUGGUCACGUACACCAUUGAUAAUCCGGCUGUGUACAUGUUGGUUUCGAUCCUCGGUCAGAUGCAGAUUAUUGCAUUGCUCAUGGUGAUGCUCCGCGUCUCGCGCGGAGUCGCAUGGAAUUCGUCGACGGCUCCGCAUUCGGUCGAGAGUGCGAUAGACAGGGCACUCGCAGCCCACGAUGAACAAUUUGUGCAGAGUGCGGUUUGACGAUGCAUGUCGACAAAAUGAAUGUGGCAGAGGCGAACCGCCUACCAAAUGUACAAUGACAU
Molecule: messenger RNA, 1057 nt
Organism: Coniophora puteana RWD-64-598 SS2
Lineage: Eukaryota; Fungi; Basidiomycota; Agaricomycetes; Boletales; Coniophoraceae
Exons: 4
Coding region: 42-995 (317 amino acids)
Source: RefSeq, a predicted model, not a curated record